AUGAGUCCUGAACGCAUGCUGAGGACCAGUUGUCUCAUCAAAACCUUUGACCUGAGAUCUUCACUCAGUGCGCCACAUCUUCUCAUCCAGGGGGCUGAUUCAACAGUUUUCCUGACUGCAGUGAUGAAGGUUAACGUGCUGGCCUUUGCUCCUUUGCUGGAUGCUGCCUGUGAGUGGAUGACGCGAGAUGCCAACGACGGCAUCCCAUUGAGCAUGGUUGAAGGUUCAGUUGAUGACAUCUAUCUUGGCUGCAAUGAAGCAAUGAUGGAAAAAGUCAAGGACGAUUACUUUAAAGAAAAACGGCGCACUGGUCGAUUUAAAAAUGCUUGGAAUAAUGCAAAAAAAUGCACUGAAACUAAAUAUAAACAAAACGAGAAUAAGGCUCUCACCAAAGGUCAUAUACAAGCAAUCUGUGUUUAUACAUCUAACGAGGUGUUCGAGGAAUUCAAUAAUGCAGUCCGGACAAACGGCAGCGUCUAUAGCUCCUCAUUCGAAUUCCACUCUUUACAUUACCUGCUGACAUCUGCUAUACAAAUCUUGAAUAGCAAUAACUACUGUCACCGUACUUACAGACAAACCAAGGCUAGAUUUACUGGGCAAGUCAACCAAAUAAUACGGUUUGGCUCAUUUACAUCCAGCUCUUACAGCACUGACUUGAAAGAAUUUGGUAACAAGAGCUGCUUUGAAAUUAAGACCUGCUCAGGCGCUUUGUUGGAAAGUUAUUCAGUAAUUCCAGCUGAGAAAAAGGUGCUCAUCCCUCCCUAUGAGAUGUUCAAUAUAACUGCAAUUAAAGGUCGGGGUAAAAUUGAAGGUCUGAACGAUUGUGAAGUUGUCUUUGUCUUGGAGAGUGCAGGGGUUAAGAGCAAUCUGAACUGCAAAGUUGUGCAUACAUGA
Molecule: messenger RNA, 894 nt
Organism: Perca flavescens (yellow perch)
Lineage: Eukaryota; Metazoa; Chordata; Actinopteri; Perciformes; Percidae
Product: ecto-ADP-ribosyltransferase 5-like
Exons: 3
Coding region: 1-894 (297 amino acids)
Molecular function (GO): NAD+-protein-arginine ADP-ribosyltransferase activity; NAD+ poly-ADP-ribosyltransferase activity
Source: RefSeq, a predicted model, not a curated record